Molecule: messenger RNA, 560 nt
Organism: Ipomoea nil (Japanese morning glory)
Lineage: Eukaryota; Viridiplantae; Streptophyta; Magnoliopsida; Solanales; Convolvulaceae
Exons: 4
Coding region: 1-522 (173 amino acids)
Source: RefSeq, a predicted model, not a curated record
AUGUCUGAAGUAAACACAAUGACACACAUGCCUAAAGCAAACACAAUGACACACAGCAAAGCCAAGAGGCGACGUCGGCAAUUCAUUUCAAACAAAAACAAUUCAUCAUCGCCUCACCACACCUCCUCCACCACAGCACCACACCGCCACGCCCCCUAUUUUCGUCCCCAGCCGCCGCCGCCAAAGAUUGACGCCGUCGCACUGCUCUUCGACGCAGCCGCCACAACUUCGACGCAGCAGCGAAGCAGCCCCUGCUCUCCAUCCCCGCUCGUGCCUCGCCGCCUCAGAUCUGACGCCGCCUUCCCUGCUCUCCGACGCCGUCGUCCCUGCUCUCCGGCCCCGCUCGUUCCUCGCCGCCGGCCCUGUCUUCGUCCGGCAAUUCCUCCUGUUACACGAGUGGCACUUGGAUACAAUACUAGCGUGGGUAACUGUUUUGUGCAGAAAAUUAAGAGAUUGGUGGCACUGGGUUGCAUGAUGGAAAAAGUGCUUGUAAUCUGUAAUACAUUUGAGAUACAACAAUAAUACAGAAUACAACAGGGAAUAAAAACUGGAUCAUUUGA